GCGUGUCCGCGCGGACAGUUGAGACGCCAUGGUACUGUUUUCAAGUGAUGAUGAGCUUUCAGGUGAAAGGAAGCGCACAAAACGAAGAGCCAACACCAUCAGCCUGAAAAAUAUGGCAAUCAGAGGAUCUGAUGAAGAUGAGGCACCUGGUUUUGCAAGGCCAACGCUCGCUUUGUCCACUAAAAGCAAGAAGGGCGCAAAGCGAUUUGAUGACAUCUUGUCGGAGUUGUCAGAUUUGUCUAGCGAUGAACAGCCUCUUAGUGUGUGGCAAAGGUCCAGAACCUUUGGCCCUAUUCCAACUCCAACCUUGGAAGUGGAAAGCCAUGGUGGGCAUGGGGUGCUUGACAAAGCUGGAAUGGAUGAGCUCAGGGCAAUGAAGUCCUCGAUCAGCGAAGUCCCUCUCUUCCAGAAUUGCAGUCCAAAAUUUGUGGAAGCCAUCGCAGAGCAGGUGAGUCACAGACUUUUCACUCCAGGCGUCGAUAUCAUGACGGAGGGUGAAUACGGAGAUAGUAUGUACAUCCUGCAUCGUGGAGACGUCGAAGUGAUCAUCGGUGGAACAACUGUUUGCACCCUGUCAGACGGUGCAGUCUUUGGAGAAAUAGCAGCCCUGUGCAAGAAUCCGUUGCUCGCACGUCGGACGGCCACUAUCCGCGCGCUCACACUUUGUGACUGUCGAGUCACCUAUAGAGACAGCUUGCUGAAGGUCAUGUCUCGCUUCAAGGGUGAUGAGGAGAUCGUGGCCAGAAAGCUAGAGACCCGCAUCGUUGAGCUUCGAAAGAUGGGAAAGUUGCCCAAUCAGAAAGAAUGGCGGCGCGCCCCUGUGAAGCAGCAGGGUGGCCCACGGCCAAAGCCACGAACCCGACCAACGCUCCCAUCCCUCGGCCACUUGGGUGACGCAGGGGAUAAGGAGAGUGCUCGAGCAGAUGUCACACCUGCUUUGCACAUCAUCGUUGACAAUGAAGACCAGCGUACUGCAAGUAACACGCCUGAUGAGUCGAGGGGCAGAGGGGAAAAAUUGCCCGUUUGGGCACUGGAGAUGGCUUGUCGCAGGACGGAUGGACUAGGAGUAGCGUUUGACCGCUCCAAGAUGGAAGCAGUGGAGGAGCAUGGCCACCGCCGACAGUCAGUACCAGGGAUACCUGUGAUGCAUGCAACGGGCGGUCGCAAGAAGAAAGUUCGGGGCCCACGGGGCCACAGCUGCAUCUCAUCAUUAGCCUCGAUGAAGGCAGACGCUCAUGACAGAGAAUGUGCUGAAAACGAGCUGUUUGAAUGGCCACAGUCUGCCAGGCUGCCAUGCAGAGCCAGUGGUGCACCGUUAGCACCGCCACCUUUGCCAACACCUCCAGUGCCGCGUGUGUGGGGCGCGCGAACAGCUCGCAGUGCACCUCAUCCUAUAUCAUCGAUGCGUGGACCAUCGCCCUUGCGCAUACUACGGGACAUUCGCAGCAGCCGUUGAGCUGCGAGGACCUCGCCGAACACCGAAGUGACCUGCACAAGGUGGUAACAUGCCAUUUCUUCCCCAGGGCGCUGUGAGGCUCACAGAACAGCUGCUCGAGCAUGCCUGGAACUGGAAUAGGAAUUUCCUGGAAUAAUUCUCCCACGACAAAAACCAAAUUGUGAGCUGCACCUUGGAAGUUG
Cladocopium goreaui is the source of this 1638-nucleotide messenger RNA. NCBI's taxonomy places the organism in Eukaryota, Dinophyceae, Suessiales, Symbiodiniaceae. The record is from the annotation of a GenBank genome assembly.